CGAAUUAACAAUUAUUAAUUUAAAAGUAUAUUAAGUUCCAUAGAAUUUGAAUUACAAGGCAUCUAAAUACCUAUGUACUGAGUAUAUACUAUAUACUUAUUAUGACAUUUUGAGGUUAUCAAAUUGAUUACGUUCUAUAAGAAAGAAUGCCAGUGCUGUACAAAUCGGACGCCAGCCCGCCGGCGAGGACGGUGCUGAUGGUGAGCGAGCUGCUCGGCGUCGAGCUGGAGUUGCGGGAGCUCAACCCGGUGCUGCGCGAGCAGGACGCGCCGCCAUAUCGCCAGAAAAACCCUAUGCGGACCGUCCCAGUGCUAGAUGAGGGGGAUUUCAGUCUGGCUGACAGUCAUGCAAUCGUCCUAUACCUCAUAGCAAAGUACGGGAAACCAGAACAUAUGUACCUUUACCCUGACGACAUCAGAAUACGAGCUAGAAUUCAUCUAAUUUUGUUUUUUGACUGCGGAGUGCUGUUUCCAAGACUGCGAACUGUGAUGGCUCCAACAUACGGCGGCAAACUGGGCGAGUUGUCCAAACGCAUGAUACACAAUAUAGACGACGCCUAUCAGAUGCUUGAGGAGUACUUAAACGACGGAUCCUACUUGGCAGGAGAUGCAAUGACGAUAGCAGAUUUGAGUGUACUUACCACUAUAUCUUCGUUGCAUGGACUACAUCCUGUAGAUGAGAAAAGGUUCCCCAAACUAACGCGCUGGCUCGAGAACAUGAACCAAAAGGAAGUAUGCCAAAGGAUCAACGCGCCGGGCAGUCAGCUGCACGUUGAAGGACUAAAAGCCCUGAUGGCACACCAUAGAGAAAACCAAAAGUCCAAACUUUAGAACAAUAUUACAUGUGAAAAUCUGUUUCCGCUUUACCAGGUGGUUUCUGGUGGGUUGCAUGCUUCUUUGUUUGAUUAGUGGUAUAUGAACUUCAUUAUUGCGAAAUUUGUAUGAUGAAACCAUUGAAAAGUCAAGGUCAACAACGUAUGGCGAAGCGAUAGACUUUUUUAGACAAAUUAAUAAUCCCCGACUUGCAAUAUUCAUUUCGCUACAACUUUUGAACGGCUGAAUCGAUUUAUAUCAAACAUAGGUAUCUAAGAACCACCAACUAAAAAAAAUGCAUCCAAAUCGGAUCACCCGUUGAUGAGCUACGGUGCCACGUACACAGACAGACACACUUAGCGGUCAAAAUAAUAACACCCCUCUUUUUGCCUCGGUGGUUAAAAAAGGCCUAAAUAUAUCCACAAUCCACUCUCACCUGCAGCUCAGAAACGCCGAGGGUGAAGUGAUUGACUUACGAUCGAAGUGUAAACUUUGCUUUCCAUUUCGAUUGCGAGGAAAUUUAAACAUAUUAUAUUACAAAUGUUUAUUUAGUUACUUCGUUGAACUCGAUAUGAAAUAUACGGAUUACUCAGCUUGCUCCACAUGUCUUGGCCUCCAUGGGAGCCCACAAAAAUGUAGACGAUUGAGAUUUUUGUUAUUACGGUUAGGGUUGAAAAUGUUAUUUUUAUUGUUACGUAAAAACAAAAUACACAUAAGAAUCACA
Plodia interpunctella (Indianmeal moth) is the source of this 1536-nucleotide messenger RNA. It is a transcript of the gene GSTe6, whose product is annotated as glutathione S-transferase 1. The transcript has 6 exons. NCBI's taxonomy places the organism in Eukaryota, Metazoa, Arthropoda, Insecta, Lepidoptera, Pyralidae. The coding region runs from base 147 to 830 and encodes 227 amino acids. Gene Ontology annotation, molecular function: glutathione transferase activity. Gene Ontology annotation, biological process: glutathione metabolic process. The record is from RefSeq and is a predicted model, not a curated record.